ACUGGCUCAGUUUCAGCUUUCUGUGGGUAAUUUAUGGAACGUGUAAGGAAACAGAGGGUGACUUGGAGGUAGGAGCGGUGGCAAUGUUCAUCCCUGGGCAGGUGCUAGAGCUGCCUGGCUCUGGCCGCACGGUUGCGGGGCAUUAGGACCCAGAGGCUGCCAAGUGGAGGAGGCUGAAUCCCCCUCCCGCUGUCAUCCUCGCUGCCUCUGCAGCUUUAUUCCUCAUCUCCUUCAAUGGUGACUGACUACCUCCCGCCCGGGCUGGCAGCCAGAGCUAGAAGGCCUCGCUAGGACCAGUUCCCCGGACCGGUUCCCCGGACCGGUUCCCAGCAGCUCCAUGGCAUCUCCCAGGACUAUCACCAUCGUCGCCCUCUCGGUGGCCCUGGGGCUCUUUUUCGUCUUUAUGGGGACCAUCAAACUGACCCCUCGGCUCAGCAGAGAUGCCUACAAUGAGAUGAAACGAGCAUACAAAAGCUACGUGCGGGCCCUCCCCAUGCUAAAGAAGAUGGGAGUCAGCUCCAUCCUUCUCCGCAAGAGCAUUGGUGCCCUAGAAGUGGUGUGUGGCAUUGUCAUGACACUGGUGCCUGGUCGCCCCAAAGACGUGGCCAACUUUCUCCUCCUCCUCCUCGUGCUGGCUGUGCUCUUUUUCCACCAGCUAGUGGGGGAUCCACUCAAGCGUUACGCCCAUGCACUAGUCUUUGGGAUCCUGCUUACCUGUCGUCUGCUGAUUGCCCGCCAGCCUGAGGAGCAGCUGCCAGAAAAGAGGAUCCUGUCAGUGAAUGGGGAUGAGCAGCCACUCAUCCAUGAAGCAGCUCCUGAGAAAGGCAAAAUGAAAGUAUCCUAGUGGAGUGCGUGUGAGAAAUACGGACCCUCGAGGCAGCUCUCUCCAAAAUCACCCAGAAAAUUUGUUUUUUAUUUACCUAUUCAUAUUUUUUGUCUGUAUAAAUAAAGUUGCACUUGGGGUCUGAGAGACA
This is a messenger RNA of Harpia harpyja (harpy eagle), 974 nucleotides long. It is a transcript of the gene TMEM35A, whose product is annotated as transmembrane protein 35A. The transcript is spliced from 2 exons. Gene Ontology annotation, cellular component: endoplasmic reticulum. The record is from RefSeq and is a predicted model, not a curated record. Gene Ontology annotation, molecular function: acetylcholine receptor regulator activity. The coding region runs from base 338 to 844 and encodes 168 amino acids. Gene Ontology annotation, biological process: chaperone-mediated protein complex assembly; positive regulation of protein localization to cell surface. Lineage: Eukaryota; Metazoa; Chordata; Aves; Accipitriformes; Accipitridae.